Panicum virgatum (switchgrass) is the source of this 1383-nucleotide messenger RNA. RefSeq lists its product as uncharacterized. The transcript has 4 exons. Lineage: Eukaryota; Viridiplantae; Streptophyta; Magnoliopsida; Poales; Poaceae. Gene Ontology annotation, molecular function: protein binding. The record is from RefSeq and is a predicted model, not a curated record. Bases 1 to 1062 code for a protein of 353 amino acids.
AUGGCGGCGGCGCCGCCGCUGUUCGACGAGAUCGUCGAGGAGAUCCUCGCACGCCUCCCACCGGACGACCCCGCUACCCUCCUCCGCGCCGCGCUCGCCUGCAAGCAGUGGGCCCGCCUCGUCUCCGGCCCGGGCUUCCGCGCCCGGCUCCGCGCCCUCCACCGCGAGGCCCCCAUGCUGGGCUUCCUCUGCGACCUCAGGGGCGACGAUGACGGCGCCAUCUCCCGCUUCGUCCCCACCUCCUCCUUCCGCCCGCGCCGCCACGCCGACCGCCGCGGUAUGUCGAAGUUGUGCAAGCUCCCCAUGCUGCCGCGGCGCGCGCAGAGCUGGAGCGCCGCGGUGCUCUGCGGCUGCGCCGAUGCCGCCGGCGCGUGCGACGGCUGCCACCUCGGGCCGUUCCGCGUGGUCUACGUCGGCACCGACGCGGACGGCAUCUUCUCCUGCGUCUACUCGUCCCUGGAUGGCGCGUGGAGCGAGCCGGCCUCCGCGGAGCACCCCGAGCACCCCCACAUGCCUCGAAUCCGUGCCCUUGUGGGGGACGCGCUCCACUUCCUGUUCCAAGCCAGCGCCAGCAUCCUCAGGUACGAUCUGGGUGCGCGACAAGUGUCUGUGAUCCAGAGGCCACCGGCAUGCACCGACUUCCAGGGGCGCCCUCUGCUCAUGACCAUGGAGGAUGGGAGGCUGGGAUUCGCCUCGGUGCUCAACUCCAGACUCUGCCUGUGGCCGCGGGAGGUAGGCGCUGACGGGGAAGCACGGUGGGCGCAGAGCAGAGCCAUUGAUCUCGAGACGCUGCUCCCUGCUGAUGCCCUUUGGGCCUUGCCCUAUUUGAUUGGCUUUGCUGAUGGUGUUGGAGUGCUCUUCGUGUGGACGGCUGUUGGUGGGUUGUUCCUCGUCAAUCUGGGAUCUGGUCUGCUGAGAAACGUGGAUAUCGACAGGGACAUCUAUGGCGUUGUUCCUUACGUGAGCUACUACAUUCCAGCACUGAAAAUAUCUGCUGAAGGUGAUGGAGCUGAACCAAGUGCGGGUGCAUCAGAGCCUCAAGUGCUGUUGCAAGGCCUUUGAACUUCUAAGAAGUGUAAUGGUGAUCAUUGAUGGUACUUGUGAAUGGAUUACUAAUGAGGAUCUGUGAUUUUGCCGCUGAUCAUAUGUGCCGCUUUCAUGCUUUCUUAAUCUUCACUAUAAGCCAUUAGCUAUAAUGUAGUAGUUGUAAGCUCUGGUGUGAAGCUUAAUGGGGCUCAGCUGUAAAAGUGGUAGCUGUGAGCUCUGGUGUGAACCUUAAUGUGGCUCAGCUGUAGAAGUGGUGAUACAAGCGCUAUCCAACUCUCUGUGUGCUCGAACUAUAGGUUUCCAUCAGACUGGGAAUGAGUAGAAUUCAUUUUACCA